GCGAGGGAGGCGGCGGGCGGGGAGCGAGCAAACCAGAGCUAGCGGGUGAGGCCGGUGUCCCCCCCACCACGGCGGCGCCCGGGGUCUUAGUCCACGCCGCGGGGAGGACGAACUUCAUCAGGUAACUCUUCCUUCAGGAUGAAUUAAGAGAGGACGAUCCAUAGUUGUUAAGAAUGGAGAACAGCGUGUCAGUUUCUAGCAUGCCGGACCCUUCGUCUUCAUCCUUGGAAAAACAUCAGAGCUCAGCUGACCGUAACGGAGAUCUUGAUUCAGAAGAAGGCUCAAGCUUGGAGGAAACCGGCUUUAACUGGGGAGAGUAUUUGGAGGAGACGGGGACCAGUGCAGCUCCUCACACAUCAUUCAAACAUGUUGAGAUCAGCAUUCAGAGCAACUUCCAGCCGGGGAUGAAAUUGGAGGUAGCCAACAAGAAGAAUCCGGACACGUACUGGGUGGCCACGGUCAUCACCACCUGCGGGCAGCUGCUGCUUCUGCGCUACUGUGGUUACGGGGAGGACCGCCGGGCCGACUUCUGGUGUGACGUGGUGAUCGCGGAUCUGCACCCUGUAGGGUGGUGCACGCAGAACAAUAAGACCCUGAUGCCCCCGGAUGCAAUCAAAGAGAAGUACACGGACUGGACGGAAUUUCUCAUCCGUGAUUUGACUGGUUCCCGGACGGCCCCAGCCAGCCUCCUGGAAGGUCCUCUGCGAGGGAAAGGCCCUAUAGACCUCAUUACAGUUGAUUCCUUAAUAGAGCUCCAGGAUUCUCAGAGCCCUUUUCAGUACUGGAUAGUUAGUGUGAUUGAGAAUGUUGGAGGAAGAUUACGCCUUCGCUAUGUGGGAUUGGAGGACACUGAAUCCUAUGACCAGUGGUUGUUUUACUUGGAUUACAGACUUCGACCAGUUGGUUGGUGUCAAGAGAAUAAAUACAGAAUGGACCCACCUUCAGAAAUCUAUCCUUUGAAGAUGGACUCAGAGUGGAAAUGUGCUCUGGAGAAAUCCCUUGUUGAUGCUGCUAACUUUCCUCUUCCGAUGGAAGUGUUUAAGGACCAUGCAGAUUUGAGAAGCCAUUUCUUCACAGUUGGGAUGAAGCUUGAAACAGUGAACGUGAGGGAGCCCUUUCACAUCUGUCCUGCAUCGGUGACCAAGGUUUUUAACAAUCGUUUUUUUCAAGUGACUAUUGAUGACCUCAGACCAGAGCCUAGUAAACUCUCGAUGCUGUACCAUGCGGAUUCGUUGGGGAUUUUACCAGUACGGUGGUGCCUUAAAAACGGAGUCAAUCUCACACCUCCCAAAGGUUACUCUGGCCAGGACUUCGACUGGGCAGAUUAUCACAAGCAGCAUGGGACAGAAGAAGCGCCUCCCUUCUGCUUCAGAAACACAUCAUUCAGCCGGGGCUUCACACAGAACAUGAAGCUUGAAGCUGUGAACCCCAGGAAUCCGGGAGAACUCUGCGUGGCCUCUGUCACUGCUGUGAAGGGGAGGUUAAUGUGGCUUCACCUGGAAGGCCUGCAGAGUCCGGCUCCAGAGUUCAUUGUUGAUGUUGAAUCCAUGGACAUCUUCCCCGUGGGCUGGUGUGAAGCCAACUCCUACCCUCUGACCACACCGCACAAGACAGUCUCACAAAAGAAGAGAAAGAUCGCAGUUGUGCAACCAGAAAAACAAUCGUCAUCCACAGUGCCUGUUGAGAAAAUACCUCACGACCUUUGUUUAUUCCCUCACCUGGACACCACAGGUACCGUCAAUGGGAAGUACUGCUGUCCUCAGCUUUUCAUCAACCACAGGUGUUUCUCGGGCCCCUACCUCAACAAGGGGAGGAUCGCAGAGCUGCCUCAGUCGGUGGGACCAGGCAAAUGCGUGCUGGUCCUUAAAGAGGUUCUUAGCAUGAUCAUCAAUGCAGCUUACAAACCUGGAAGGGUGUUACGGGAAUUGCAGCUGGUGGAAGACCCACACUGGAAUUUUCAGGAGGAGACACUGAAGGCCAAGUAUAGAGGCAAAACAUACAGGGCUGUGGCCAAGAUCGUCCGAACAUCUGACCAAGUAGCGGAUUUCUGCCGCCGUGUUUGUGCCAAGCUCGAAUGCUGUCCAAAUUUGUUCAGUCCUGUGCUGGUUUCUGAAAACUGCCCGGAGAACUGCUCCAUUCACACCAAAACCAAAUACACUUACUAUUAUGGGAAGAGAAAGAAGAUCAUUAAGCCCCCUAUUGGAGAAAGCAGUGUUGAAAGUGGACACCCUAAACCGGCCAGACGCAGGAAACGACGAAAAUCCAUUUUUGUGCAGAAGAAACGGAGGUCCUCUGCCGUGGGCUUUGCCGCAGGCUCCGGGGAGGAAAGUGAAGAGGAGGAUGCGGACGCCCUGGACGAUGACACCGGGAGUGAGGAGACCGGCUCCGAGCUCCGUGAUGACCAGACGGACACGUCCUCGGCCGAGGUUCCCUCCGCCCGGCCCCGGAGGGCUGUGACCCUGAGGAGCGGCCCGGAGCCCGAGCGCCGGGCGCCCGUGGAGAGGACGCGGAGGGGCCGGAGGGCCCAGGCCACCGCCAGCGCCGAGGGGGCCCCCGGGGGCCCGGCCCCCAGCCAGGAAGCAGCGGAGGAGGUGAAGCGAGAGGAGGAGGAGAGGCUGGUCCUGGAGAGCAACCCCUUGGAGUGGUCGGUGACAGACGUGGUGAGGUUCAUCAAGCUGACGGACUGUGCCCCCCUGGCCAAAAUAUUUCAGGAGCAGGAUAUCGACGGCCAAGCGCUCCUGUUGCUGACCCUCCCCACGGUGCAGGAGUGCCUGGAGCUGAAGCUGGGGCCCGCCAUCAAGCUGUGCCACCAGAUCGAGAGGGUCAAGGUGGCUUUCUAUGCCCAGUACGCCAACUGACCCUGCCUGCCCCACCCGCCGUCCCGGUGAUGCAGUGUCUCGUGUCUCGAAGGGUUUCCGGGACUGGACCUUCCGUUUUCCCGGGAUGCGUCAGGUGGUGCACAUGCUGUGUCCCCACAAGGCGAGAAGCACGAGGGCCUCCUCUGCCCACCAGCCUGCUCGAGGUUUCCAUGUUUCCAAAGCACCCCGGGCCCCGCAGCAGUGGCUCCCAGAGGGUGUGAAUUUAAGCUCGUACCCUGCAGAUGUGGACAUGCAUCUCUGCAGACCACGCCCCCGCCUUUCUCCCACCCCAAACCAGGCAACUUCCUCGGAACAAGGUUUCCUAAACCAAGGCCCACACUUCUUUGAAAACUAAGGCGCAGGUGAUGUCUUUUAGGUUGUGACCCAGGAGGAGGCCUUGCAGAUGGCUUUAGUGUGAUUGUUCCCAGGCACGUCCAUAGAUGCUUCUUUCAGGUCGACACGCGUGUAGCUGUUGGCUGCAGUUUGAUCUGGUGGUGACUCAUUUCUCACGCACAGCUCUAGGCGAUGUUUCAGGAUGGCAGUUAGCAAAGGAGGGACUCCGCCUAUCCGAGGAGACUUCAGGAAAUCUGGGCAGAGAAGGAAGGCCGGGUGUCAUGACAGGGAGAUGGGCAUCCAGGAAGUCUGCAGGGAGGAGGCAUGCUUGCAGCCUUGUACAGAACCUCUGAGAUCUCCGACAUGCUCAUUUAACUGUCACCAGGUCAGGGAGGGUCUCCUCUAGUCUCUUGGGGCAUCUUGAAUUGUGUAUUGAAGGCAGAGCUUCAUUCCAGAGAGCAAGAGCGGAGAAAAGACCUGAGGGAAGCUGUUGAUUGAACAGCUCCUUCCCUUAGAGGGACACUGCACUGGGUCUCCCGAGGAGGGUCCCUUCGAGCCCCGCCCUGCUCAGUCACCCCUGCCCCGGCACACACAUCUCCCACGGGGUGAUGAGGGGCCCUGGCCCUGGAGGCAGCCCCACGUUCUCCUGGCUCGGCCAUUGACUGACCCCGUCAUCUGGGCUGACUUUGAAUCACCCUGGACCUCCUUCCGGUAAAGUAACAGGUUUGAACUCUUAGGCGUGUGGCACUGACACGUGUGCCCUUGUCCCCAUCCUGCUCCUGCUGUCAGGGAAGAGUCCACAUUGGCCAAAGCGAGAAAAAGAGAGUGUGUAGUUCCUGCAGCUCACUCUGGCUCUGGUUUGCUUAUGACAUCUCUUGGCUGUUUUCAUUAAGUGGGUCCAGUCGUUUGUAGAGAGAUCUGUGGCUCUGGGGACCAGCUGGUCUUUUGUACCAGGUGCUUCGUCUGUGUGCACCCUGGACGGAUCCAAUAUAUGCUUUGAAGCCCGAACGGACCGCUGUAUUCUGGGCUGGUCGUUGCCCAAAUGCCUUUUCAAACUUGUGUGAGGAAGCUCAGGCCCCACGUUGCCCAGGAAGAGUGGGCGCUGCCCACCCUGCUCUUCCUUUAUGAGCAUAAUUACCUCGACCUCUUCUCUUUGACGCGAGUGUCAGCAAUUCCAGGAAUAGUGUCCUGGGUUGGCUGACGAGCUGAUCAUAUUCGUGCCACAUGUGAGGGCUGGUUAUCUGUCAGACUUUGAGAGGCUCCAUCCCUAAGGCUAACCUUUGUCAACAUUCUGUCACCGUUACGGAUGAAAAGAGAAAACAUGUGUUUCGUGGUCGAGACUGCCGUCGCCCCUGUAGCUGAUCCUAAGUCAAGUUUAAACGUUUGGCACUGGACUUGCCGGUUGCCUCUGCUGGGAGGCCCUGUGCCUGGCCUGUGCAGACGGGCAGCGUCCGUGAGGAUCCCAGCCUGGCCUGCGGUCCCAUUUCUCUCUUUGGUUCCCCACCGCUGCCUCCUCAGCCAUGUGCUUUUGGCCUUAAACGCUCAGUCCCAUGGAGCUGAACUCUGUCAACCAGUUGGAAAGGGCAUCCUUUUCAUGGAUGUUUGGGGCAUUUUCCCGUCGCUGACACGUUUGUGAUCCUUCACUGUGGCCGUUUUGAGCUGAGUUCUUCCCGUUGCGUGUGGGACGGGAAUGAAGGGAUGUGAGGGCUGCAGCCUCCUUUCAGAAUGAAUGGCUCCUGCUCGUGCCCGUUCCAGGAGUGGCCCAGAGGGGAGGGUGCUGCGUGGGAAUAAGUGGCUCUCCGGGAGGGUAGGGGGAGUCCCUGGGGCCCACGCAGAGGAGCUGGAGGCCUCCCGCCCGGCAGCCCGGGGGGAGACGCGGCCACCAUUGCUGGGGAAGCAUCCUCUCCCCGAGGGGCCAGAUGCCCAGAACUCUCCUUAUCCUUGGUCUCUUUGUGGGAUCUGCCCUGUCAACCACCUGCGCUCUGCGUGUGCCUGGCGGAGAGACGGCUGCGGCCGAGGCAGAGGAGGCCCGGCUCUGGGGCAGGCGUCCUAAAGGCUGUCUGCAUGCCAUCUCCCUGCCCUGCUGCGAGCCAGCAAACAUUUUAGGGGCAAGAAGAUACUUUUGCUCUGAGUGUUGCCAACGUUGCCCUCCAAUUCAGAUUCUUUGGGGACUUCUGUGAUGGGGGUCUGUGCUUCUUCACAUCAGCAGGACUUGGGCUGCAUAAGUGUCAGGUGGUGUUCAUUUCUCUGUAGGAUUCCCCUCUCACCAGCUUCUGCCUUAGAGAAAGGGCCAGUUUUCAAGGAACGUUUUACAGCGUUGUUACUCGGUCUUCGUCCCUUAUGGCGGGAAGAGUUGCUCUCACACCUGUAGCCCCCAAUGCACCCCAGCGCCUAAGAUAAACGUUUCUUGGUUGAAACACUCCAGCUGGCAAUGCCCCCUCCCCUCUUCAUCCCCAGAUGCUCCCGUCUCCCCGCUGUCUCUCUGACAGCGCUUUGGGGUCAGAGGCCUCUCCUCUGUGUACCUGUGUCCGGCAUAUACCGGGUUGCUCAUUACCUCUGGGAACGGCCCAAGAACUGUGUUCCCCUUCCCGGCCGAGCAGACCCUGCAGUCUGUCUGUACAGCGUGUAUCACUUGAAAAGCAGAAAUGCCACCUCAUCUCUAAGGCUGAGAGUCCAUCACUGAGUCCCGCCCUAAAACUAAUGGAGCUUGUAUCGACCUCUGACCUCUUGACUGCUUUUGUCCUGUGUUAGGAAAAUAUCCUGUCCACAAAAACAUAAACGUAGAAAGGCCGCCAUUCCGGAAGAACUUCUUCGCUUUAAAAAGAAAAAUAGCAACAGCAAAAACCCAGUUUCCUUCACCACAGAGUUGCAUAGCAUGGAGAAAUCUAUCACUUUUAAAAUUAGGUUCAUUUGAUCAAAGUUUGACUCAGAGUGCUUGAGCUGUACAGCUAUUAGGUUGCUUUGCCUUAUUUGAUCAUAUUUGAAAGGUGAUUUCUUGUGUUUGCUUUGAUUUGUUCCUCAAUAAAUUAAAAUGACUCAGGCCUUUCACACUGCCCCCUUUGCCCCACACUGAAGUCUCUGGAAGGUUGAUUUUGAUCAGCCUUUGAAGAUUGGUCUCAGUUUCCUUAAUUUGUGUCACAGAAUCUUGAGUGUUGUUAUCAGGCAAGUUCUGAGAUUUGCCUUUUAUCUUAAACCAAACGCCCCUUUCUAAGGGCUGUUCUCCCUUCGUUUUGGAAGCAUUAGGGGUUUCAUACUUCUUUUGUCGAACGCCCGUCUGUAUUUAUUUCUGUAGAUAGAACUAUAAAAACAGGUGUUAAGUCUUUGUGGUUUGAGCAUCAUCGUUGCUUUUUUGGUUAAGAUGGUGAAUCUACGCUCCAAGUCCUACACUAUUCUAUCUUUAGAAAGCUGUGGCCAAGCGUGCAAUUAUUUGAAGGGAAAAAUAGUAAAUUUUAAGGUAUCUGUAGUUUUUAAGGAAAAAGUAAUCGUUGGGGAGACAUACAUACUGCCCGUGUCUCUCUGGUGCAGUAACUAAAUAGCAAGGGAGGCUCUAUUGGCAACGAUUACACUGUAAUGAUUCUUUUUUUCCUUCACUUGUUUUUUUCUGUUAAAGAGUUUUCUGGAAAUUGCUUUACUCACUUCAACUUAGUUGAGUUUUUACAUUGGGCGACUCUCAUAGCUUUUACCACUAGAGUUGAUUUAUACGUAUCCCAAACACAAUGUGCUAUCCCCACUGUGCUAUUUUUGACCCACUUAAGUCACCUAAAAAUUCUAAGUGUUGACACAUGAUGCUGCCUUGGGUUUUGGUUAAGAAAAGAAUCUCUGGUUUAGUUGAUCGGUAAUAACACAAUUUCCUGAGCUGCAGACUUUCCAUUUUCUUGAUUUUGUUUAAAAAAGGCUAGGAUAUGGUACCAGGGAGUCCCAGUAGGUCAAGACCUACAUCACCAGGCAGAGUGGGUACUUCAUGUGGACCGAAGAGAUGUGUUGAAGAAAAAGUAAAGUUCUAAGAAGCAUUUGCUGAAAAUCACUUUACAGUGGGCAAUCGGAGACAAAAGUUUUUAAAUGACAGAAAAAAAAUCAUCUCAUUUGUUGUUCAAAAUGGGAGCCAGCAUGAUACCUAGAAGCAUAAACUACCCCUAGUUGUGAACGUCAAAGCCCUUUUACUGCUUUGCAUUCCAGUUUGAAUAGUUUGUAUUGGAAUUUGAUUCAUAUCUUGUGUAUGUUUUGGUGCAUAAAAGGGAAAAGUUGGUGUCUUUACUUUCGAUAUUUGCAGGACAAAGGGCAUGUCGUGGUUUGCUGUAAGAUUGUAUUCUGUAUAUAUGUUUUCAUGUAAAUAAAUGAAAAUCUAUAUCAGAGUUAUAUUUUAAUUUUUAUUCUAAAUGAAAAACCCUUUUUACUUGAAAAAAUUGUAAGCCACGUUGUUAAUAA
Molecule: messenger RNA, 7616 nt
Organism: Balaenoptera acutorostrata (minke whale)
Lineage: Eukaryota; Metazoa; Chordata; Mammalia; Artiodactyla; Balaenopteridae
Gene: SFMBT2
Product: Scm like with four mbt domains 2
Exons: 21
Coding region: 174-2858 (894 amino acids)
Biological process (GO): regulation of DNA-templated transcription
Cellular component (GO): nucleus
Molecular function (GO): histone binding; sequence-specific DNA binding; transcription corepressor activity
Source: RefSeq, a predicted model, not a curated record